Messenger RNA from Perca fluviatilis (European perch), 3604 nucleotides. RefSeq names its product leucine rich repeat containing 58b (gene lrrc58b). The transcript has 4 exons. The record is from RefSeq and is a predicted model, not a curated record. Lineage: Eukaryota; Metazoa; Chordata; Actinopteri; Perciformes; Percidae. The coding region runs from base 251 to 1309 and encodes 352 amino acids. Gene Ontology annotation, molecular function: protein binding.
GUCAAAGAACGGCUGCGUUGUAAGAGAGUGACACCCAUUCAAUGUUGGUACGUGUUGCUACAACAGCUUUUCCUUAGUACUAAAUUAGUGACCUAGAUUUUCCCUAGAAAUGUGCUUAAAUGUUACGGGCGGUUGUAUAGAAAUAAUCCCCUUCUCCGUGUCAAAAAUAGACAAGUCCUGGAGCUAACCUACAGCAAAAGUUCUGCAAAGAUUUUGUUCAGAGUUUUAAUUUCACGCUAAAAUUGCCAACAUGGAGAUUCACGAAGGGGCAGCGGUAGCAAGCGACAGCGUGCUGGACUUUUCCCGUUUGAGUCUGACCACUUUCAACGUUAACAGUAUCAGCGACGAGAGGAAAAGGGACACCAAACAGCUCUACCUGAACUACAACCGACUAGCCUCGCUACCCUCGUCGGUCAGCCUUUUCUGCAACCUCGAGUUUUUGGACAUCAGUAACAACGGACUGUCUAUCAUCUGUGAGGGCAUUACGCGACUGACGAGUCUGAAAACCCUGAUAGCCAAGAACAACCGCCUGGACGAGUUUUCGCUGCCCAAAGAGUUCGGCUCUCUGCAGCUGGAGGUGUUGAACUUUAGUGGGAACCGAUUUCAGGAGAUCCCACUUCAGUGUAUGAAACUGCUGCGUCUGCAGUCGCUUUCAUUCGGCGGAAACAGACUGAAAAGUAUACCUGAAGAGAUAGAAAAUCUAACCAGUCUGGAGCUGUUGUAUCUGGGUGGAAACCUCAUCACCGCCAUUCCCCCAGAAGUGGCUAACCUGCCCUACCUCAGCUACCUGGUCCUAUGUGACAACCGCAUCCAAAGUGUCCCCCCGCAGCUCACCAGGCUCCACUCGCUACGAUCUUUAAGUCUCCACAACAACUUGCUCACUUACCUGCCGAGGGAGAUCCUCUGCCUGGUGCACCUGCAAGAGCUCAGUCUCCGUGGCAAUCCACUGGUGGUGCGCUUUGUCAAAGAGAUGACCUACGACCCCCCGUCACUGCUAGAGUUGGCAGGACGUACCGUCAAGAGCCGAAAUAUUCCCUACUACCCAUACGACCUGCCGUCAAACCUGCUGCGCUACCUAGACCUGGCCAGCAAGUGCCCCAACCCCAAGUGUGCCGGCGUCUACUUUGAUUCAUGUGUGCGGCAGAUCAAAUUCGUGGACUUCUGUGGAAAGUACCGGCUGCCCCUCAUGCACUACCUGUGCUCCCCAGAGUGCACCUCUCCCUGCAGCUCCAACCCCCAGAGUGACGCGGAGUCGGAGGAAGAGAGCAGCGUGCCUGCUUACCGCCUGCAGAGGGUGCUUCUGGGAUAGUAUGACGUGGAGGAGAAUUUGACCCUUUGGACAAGCCCAGCCUUGUCAGUCUGUCACUGUGUUCAACAUUUAUACAGAGAUUCAAAGUUGGCUUUCAGACUUUGCUGCACACGUGCCUCAUUUGCACUGUAUGGUUCGGCUCAACUUGACUCCACUCAACUCACUUUUGCUACCAGGUGCUUUUUCUCUAUUUGUUUUCCGCUGCAGAUAGUACCCCCUCAGUCUAGGCAGCAUUCUCAGCUGAUUGCCAUAGCGAUUCGGUGUGAAACUGCCCUGGCCUAUCAUCUUCAACAUGGCACUCGUGGAUCUUUUCAUCGGCAAAGGUGUCUGCACUUUGUCAAUUGUACGACGUAGUGAACAUAGUGUACAGCGUAGUUUUGUGGGCUGCCAUUUUUAAAUCUGGGGUGAGUGAAUAAAAAAAAUUAAUAAUUGCAGUCGCUAUUGACGGUAGCUUGGCUAUAUAAAAAUGGCGGGUUUGUGCUGUUAGUGACAGUUCUCUUUGACCAAUCAGUGGUCCGCAGUGUUUUAACUCCACUUUCUAGUAUCGGCUCAACUCACUCGGAAUCAUAGCGAGGUGGUACCAAAAAAGUACCAGGUACUAUUCACAACUUUUACAAAUUGAAAACCAAAAAAGAGCGAGUUGAGUAUAGCCGUGCCGUACCAUGCAAUGGAAAUGUGGCAAUAAACACACAUCACUCGCAUAACAUGAGUAAAGGAAAGCUCAUAGUUCCCAUGUAGCCAUGCAAAUCCACAGUCCGUCAGUCAUGACUUCAUCAAAGUGCUGGUCUCCUGGCCCAGUAUAGGAGGGCAUUUGAAACUCAGUGAAAACUGAUGGAGCGGCAGGGUUCUUUUCCUUUUUCAGGGCAGCUUACUUUAUCUUCCAUACCACACUUUGUGCUUCUUAGUAGCAACAGCACAUUAUUCUGCAUUUUCUCAAAGUUUGGAUAUGAACAAUGUGUUUUUGUUGUUGUUUUUUGUCCAGCUACUGGUGACACAGAUUUAAUUUAAAUUUCUCAUACCAGGUGAGCUUCAAAACUGCCAUGCCAACUAGGAAAAAAAGUUAAACUAUGUAUGCAGAAACUAUGACAUUAGUUUUACACUACAGUGUUCUAAAUUGAUUGAGUACGAUGCGUGAGGUGGCCUUAUUUACACUGUGUGUGGUCCUGCUGGGCAAAGGUUUUGUGCAGUUAAGCUGUCCCACACAAUAUAAUAUAUAUAAAAAAUCAAGGUUUAUCUGUUUUUGUCUGCACACCAGCCUUACACAGUUCUGCCAUGUUGGCAUAGUUGUUUUAAAAUGAAUCCAGAAUAUGGUUUAUGUGAGUAUGUGGAAGAAAGCCUGUCCAGGCUUACUCACAAAAAGUGGAUGUGGGGUGGACCGAGGAAAACCAUUCACUGUGUUGGCCCUGAAACAAUAGCUUUUCAGCAAAACACAGUGGCAGCCUUCAUGUUCAUGUUCAGGGCUUUCAGUUUUCUCUAGGUAUAAGAAUAUAUACGUGUGUGAAUGGAGCCCACAGUCAGAUAUUUUAUUUCUGAAUUGAUUCUUUUUAAAGUGCUCAUAUUAUGCGUUUUGGCUUUUACCCUUUCCUUUAUUGUGUUAUAUAUCUUUUUUUUUUUUGUGCACGUUAUAGGUUUACAAAGUGAAAAAGCUCAGUCCACCCCAAAGGCACUUACCAUCUCCAACAGAAAACACAACUCUAUUGUAGUCUAGCCUUUACUUCCGUGACGAACGUGCGUCACUUUCUAACUGCUAGCAGUUACAAAGCGUGGCACGCCCUCAUACUCUGCUUCUGACUGGGUAGUAGUCCUUACCUAGCUACUGCGCAUGUGCGACUCCAAACAAAGAUGGAACAGAAGCGCCUGAAAAUAUGGUGGUUUUUGAAAAUUAAACCAUGUAAACCUAUUCUGAUAUAACCUCUAACAAUUAUGAAUCUGAAAAUGAGCAUAAUAUGAGCACUUUAAGACCGAAUCCUUCAUUUGUAACAGGAAAUGGCUGUUUCUCUUCCUGGUUACACUUCUGCUCUGCUUUCCUUGUGUGGAAAGCUGGGAGAUUUCAUUAGCCUCCCAGAAAGGUUGUGUCCAUGAGCAAGGAGGUAAAACCUGGCUUCACAUUAGACCUUAAGGUUUAGAAAACAGAAGAACGCUCCUCUAUGUUACAGUAACACCUAUACUAGAGCAUUUAAGUGCCUUACUAAUCGUGACCUCUAACAGAGUGAAACAGAGUAUGAAGAAAUGUGAUAUAUGCACCCUGAAAUGUGACAAGAUUAACCUUAUGAAUAAAAGUCCUUUUUAAUUGAU